Lactuca virosa is the source of this 447-nucleotide messenger RNA. The record is from the annotation of a GenBank genome assembly. Lineage: Eukaryota; Viridiplantae; Streptophyta; Magnoliopsida; Asterales; Asteraceae.
AUGGCGCCAAAGGCAGAGAAGAAGCCCGCCGAGAAGAAGCCAGCGGAGGAGAAGAAAACCCCCGCCGCUGAGAAAGCACCGGCAGAGAAGAAGCCAAAGGCCGGAAAGAAACUGCCCAAGGAGGCCGGCGCUGCGGCCGGAGACAAGAAGAGGAAGAGAAACAAGAAGAGCGUUGAGACGUACAAGAUCUACAUCUUCAAGGUUUUGAAGCAGGUUCACCCCGACAUCGGUAUCUCCAGCAAAGCGAUGGGAAUCAUGAACAGUUUCAUCAACGAUAUUUUCGAGAAAUUGGCGCAGGAGAGUUCCAAGCUCGCAAGGUACAACAAGAAGCCUACGAUCACAUCCAGAGAGAUCCAAACUGCUGUAAGACUUGUACUUCCCGGUGAAUUGGCCAAACAUGCGGUGUCUGAGGGCACUAAGGCCGUGACCAAAUUCACAAGCUCUUGA